AUGGUGAAUGACGAACUCCAAGCUCGGAUUGAAUCAAAAGUGAUCAAAGCCUCCGCAAACAUGUUCCUGCUAGCGGCCUUGCACAUGGAUAGGCUGGUGGAAUUGAGAACAAGGCAGGACAUGAUGGACUUUUUAGAAAGUAUUCUAGGGAGCGACCUCAGCGCUGCUUACAAAAAGACGAUGGAGAAGAUUGAAAAUCAGGACCAGAACAGCGUGAGCCUUGCAAAACGGACCUUGGCCUGGGCUAUUCACGCCGAAAGGCCAUUCUCGGUCGAGGAGCUUCGACAUGUGCUAGCAGUGAGGGCGGGCAGCAAACAGUUCAAUCCGGGGUAUAUGCCAUAUGCCAGAGAAAUCUUGUCGGUUUGCGCCGGCUUAGUAACAAUUGGUAACCGAAGGGGCAUCAUUCGUUUAGCUCAUUACACAACGCUCGAGUUUUUACGGCAGACAAAGCCAGAUUGGCUGCAAGAUAUGCAGGCUGAUCUUGCGGAAACCUGUCUAACCUAUUUGUUAUAUGACUGCUUCCAAGUCGGCUCCCGCAAGACAGAUCAAGCUUUCGAGGCCAAGUUCGAAUUCUAUAGAUAUGCCGCAGAAAACUGGGCUCAUCAUGCUGGAAUUGACAGGUCCUCGAACGCAUGUUUGGCGAGGAAAGAAAAGAUUCAACCCCUCCUCGAUGUAUUCCUGGCAACUGAUCCCUUGGCGCCCAGUUUUCGCUAUUGGCUGUUCCGACUUAAAAAAGGCAUUAUACAAAGCAUCGACAGAUCACCAUCAUCUUCUAAAUGGGCAAUCGAGAAACUGAUCUUCUCUCCACUUAGUUGGCUAAGCAAAGCGACCUGCAAAGCAUAUCAUUGGAGUGAGAGUGUUAUCUACCCUCCUGAGGAGAGCCCAUUCGCGUUUUUGGAGGCUUUCAUUACAGCAUCGCUUGAAAGGGCCAGCCUCUCCGACUCAACAUGGGAAGACCUACCCCUCGGCUGCAGGAAAAGCUGUACCCCUGAGGCUGUCAAGAAGUUGAAGGUUUCGAAGAAUAAGCUUUCCAGCCUACUUUUUCAAGCCAGUUAUUGUCACCCAAGCUUGAUGCGACAUCGAGCCAAUACCCAGGACUUUGCCAACCUUUUGCUGUUUUUCGAGUAUCAUGACGCGCCCCGAAGAUGUUCCGAAGAGGUUGCGAAUCUGAUAGUAAUUCUUCUGCUGAAAAGCAAAGCUCAGCGUCAGUCUGACACUGGAACUAAAGGGUGGACAGAAGAAGAAGGAGAAUUAUUCCGGCGCUUGCUGGUGAAACCGGUACAUAAAUGCCAAGAGUACCAGUAUAUCCCGGUGCAUUCUCUAGACCCGGACGGCGACCUGCUCUUUUAUGUCAUACAUCUUGGGUGCAGUGCUCUUGAUUUCCUGGUUCGCAGCGGUCUGGACGUAAAGGCAAUUUCUUGCCGGCAUCGAUUUCGGACACCAUUGAUAGCUGCAGUUGUUCAAGAUCUGGAGAGUAAGACACCAUGUGUAGAAUACCUCCUGAACCAUGGUGCGGAUGUCCAUCAGCUAGCGGUUGGGUGCGAAUACGGCUCUGCUCUAGUUGCAGCAGGUGCAAACGCAGCCCACUAUGGAAGUCAAUAUAGCGACACCGUUCGGCUGUAUAUUGAGAGUAUGGCAACGAUUGUCAAAUACCUCCUUGAAAAGGGUGCACAUGUCAAUCAUAUAGCAACUGGAAUGGCUGGUGCCAAGUACCUCACAGCCCUUGCCGCUGCUGUAGAUAGUGGCAUCCCACCGGCUUUCAGUAGCCGACGGAUGGACGAUUUCGGAGCGGCCGAAAUAACACUGCAACAAUUCGGGUUUGACGGCAAAGACCAUAACAGAGGAAUGCUACUCAGUCUUCGAGCUGAACUACGGGAGAGCGAUCGAGGAUGGAAUAGUGUCGUAGCCUAUUUGAAAGAGCUGAUUUUGGAGUUUGAGGAAGGAAGAAUACCAACCCCACGACAGACCCGGUCCGAUGACUUUGGCCCUAAUGUCGGCAUGACACCGUAUUCGAAUAGCGCAGACGAGGAGAUGGCAGUUGAUCAAGGUCUAUAG
Molecule: messenger RNA, 2055 nt
Organism: Metarhizium acridum CQMa 102
Lineage: Eukaryota; Fungi; Ascomycota; Sordariomycetes; Hypocreales; Clavicipitaceae
Source: RefSeq, a predicted model, not a curated record